Onthophagus taurus is the source of this 1671-nucleotide messenger RNA. Lineage: Eukaryota; Metazoa; Arthropoda; Insecta; Coleoptera; Scarabaeidae. The record is from RefSeq and is a predicted model, not a curated record.
UAUAAUAAACAUAAACACAAAUGGAAUAAAUCAUUCAAUUCAAGAUCGACGAGGAAAAAGUUUCCCAGGAAAUAAGACUAAACCUGUCAUUUUGAAUGAGGUGAAGAGACAUAUAGAAUCAUUUCCUGUGAUGGAAUCACACUAUUGUAGACGUGGAACUACACGGAAGUAUCUUGACUCUACCUUAUCCAUUCUUAAAAUGUAUGAAUUGUACAAAGAUUUACAGAUCAGCAAUCAAAAGGAUUUUGUUUCUCCAAUAACAUAUAGGAGGGUGUUUUGUACGCAGUAUAACUUAUCUUUCUUCAAACCAAAGAAAGAUCAAUGUUUGCUGUGUGUUAAAGAAGCUAAAUCUAUUGAAAAAUCAGAAGAAUUUCUUUCUCACAUAAAGCGAAGGGAUGAUGCUAAUAGAGCAAAAGAUUUAGAUAAACAAAGAGCAAUUCAUGACAAAACUUUUGUAUCAGUAAGUUUUGACUUACAGAGUGUCCUGCAAAUUCCAUGCUCCGAUGUAUCACCUCUUUACUACAGUCGAAAGCUAUGUGCAUACAAUUUAGCAAUUUAUGAAGCAGCUCCACCAAAUAAGGGAUAUUGUUACCUUUGGUCCGAAGUUGAUGGCCAACGAGGAAGUUGUGAAAUAGGUACAGCUUUAUUGAAGUGGUUUAAAACUUUACCUGAUACUGUCAAAGAAGUGUCACUCUUUAGCGACACAUGUGGCGGCCAAAACCGAAAUAAAUACAUUGCGGCUCUUUUGUUGUUUGUAGUCAACCAGUUACCUAUAGAGAUUAUUACUCACAACUUUUUAGAAAAAGGUCACUCGCACAUGGAGGCCGAUUCGAUGCAUAGUGCAAUUGAAAGUGCAAAAAAAUACAUUCCUGUAUUUUGUCUUAAUGAUUGGAAGACAAUUAUGACACUAGCAAGAUCCAAGAGAGGCAAAAAUAAAACUUCUGGUGCCUACAUUGUAGAGCAAAUGACUUACCGUGACAUUAUUGACUUGAAAGCACUCAAUACAUCUAUACUACAAAAUACAAUUCGGGAUGAAGGGGGAGAAAAAAUAGAAUGGUUAAAGAUCAAACAAUUAAGGUACGAAAAAGAGAAAAAAAAGUUUAUAAUGUUCCGAUACAACUAUGAUGAAGAGUAUAAAAUGUUUAACAUUAAAGGCAAAGCAAAAGGUAGGCCCAGUAAUAAUAUUCCAAAAGAAACUGAGUUAAAGAAAUGUUAUACUGAACCCUUGCCUAUAUCGAUCAAGAAGAAAAACGAUUUAAUUCAACUUUGCCGUAAGGGGGUAAUUCCGAUCGAAUACCAUGAAAGACAAGUGUCCAGAACCCUCACACAAUGAAUAUAGUGAUGAAGACAUAUGAAGUUGAAACUAGUUACUACUACUUGUUUAAUUAUAGUCUUUUUUAAGUUUAAAUACAUAUUCUAGAAUCUGCAUUGUUCAUAGAAACCAUUACAAACCUAUGCAGUUGAAAUGAGUUACUGGUUUAGUAUUUGCUUAAAUUAAUUAUAGACUUUUUUAAUUUAAAAUACAUAUUCUAAAAACUAUAUUAUUUAUAAAAAUCAUUAUAAACUAAUCUCACGUAAAAUAAUUGAUUUUAUAAUAAGAAGCAAAAAUUAGAAUACUAAUAACUCAAAACCACUAUCUGUGGACUUAGUCACUUUCUCUUGUAUACCGAC